Molecule: messenger RNA, 1968 nt
Organism: Sarcophilus harrisii (Tasmanian devil)
Lineage: Eukaryota; Metazoa; Chordata; Mammalia; Dasyuromorphia; Dasyuridae
Gene: GPR55
Product: G protein-coupled receptor 55
Exons: 1
Coding region: 5-895 (296 amino acids)
Biological process (GO): positive regulation of Rho protein signal transduction; phospholipase C-activating G protein-coupled receptor signaling pathway
Cellular component (GO): membrane
Molecular function (GO): G protein-coupled receptor activity
Source: RefSeq, a predicted model, not a curated record
CAACAUGAAAGCCGGGAGUCAAAACGAGGAAUGCUCCUUCCGAGAAGUCGACAGCCUCAUGAAGACGGUAGAGUUGACUAUCCACAUCCCCACUUUCGUCCUGGGUCUCGGACUCAAUCUACUGGCCAUCUGCAGCUUCGUCUCCUUCCUGAGAAACCGGCGGGAGGAGUACAGGGUCACGUCCAUCUACAUGAUCAACCUGGCGGUCUUUGACCUGUUGCUCGUGCUGUCUCUUCCUUUCAAGAUGGCGCCGGCCCAGCCUUCGUCCUUCUGCACCAUGGUCGAGUGCCUCUACUUCGUCAGCAUGUACGGCAGCGUCUUCACCAUCACCUUUAUCAGUUUCGACCGCUACGUGUCCAUCGGGUACCCGCUCUGGGUGCGGAGAGUCCGCUCCCCGAGGAACGUCCUGCUGGUCUGUGGCUCCAUCUGGGCCCUGGUGUGGACGUGCGCCAUCCCCAUCCACAAAUUUCACGGAGAGGGCCCCAAUUCCACCUGCUUCCACAACAUGUCCGACGGCGCCUGGGGCGCCCAGGCCAUCGUCCCCCUGGAACUCUUUGGAUUCCUGCUUCCCAUGGCCACGGUCUGCUUCUGCUCCUUCCACAGCAUCCAGAAGCUGGACCGGUCGGCCGUGAGGAGGGCGCCCAUCAUCCGCUCCAUCGCCGCCAGCCUGGCCGUCUUCGUGGCCUCCUUCCUGCCCGUGCACCUGUGCAUCUUCCUGCAGUUCCUGGUGAGGAACGGCUUUGUCCAAGACUGCAGCAUCAAGCAGGGCAUCAGCUUUGCCCUGCAGCUGGCCCUGUGCCUCGCCAACAUCAACUGCUGCCUGGACGUCUUCUGCUACUACUUCAUCAGCAAGGAGUUCAGGGCAGGGAUCACGAUCCUCCACCAGCCGUCGUGAAGAGCUCGGCCUCUGCCACAAGAGAGCACGCGCAUAGUGGGGAUAAAAGGGGAGGCUCUGAGAUUGAGGAGGGCUGGGUUUGUGCAGAAAAGGAGGCUGUAGCUAACCCUUGGGGGGAAAUCAGGUGAGAAACUGAGGCCCAGAGAGGGGAAGAGACAGAAUGACAGAGCUAGAAAGUACUGCAGAAGCCAUUUAGCUGACUCUCCUACUCUACUUAUUCAGUAGAAUGCCCACCGACUGCUGACUCCAGGUCCCAGACGCUACCUACUAUGUAUGUCAUACAUUCGUAGCACGAUCAGGGGUUCUGAAUCCCAGUUGAGGGCUUUUUCCAGAUACUUGUAUCUCAUCCCAGGAGAUGCCACAUCCCCUUUACAACACCAUCCCCUGCCUUUCCCAUUGUAGGAAACACAAUCUAUCCGAUUCUAUCCAGCACACAAGCCUGUCCUGUGAUAGGACAAAAAUUUAAGAUUUUCAGGAUUCAGACAUCGCCUAGGACUUGGAGGGAAGGAAAGGCAACAAAAUCCAACUAGAAAAUGUAACGGAUCCCAUCAAUGAUAUCUUUGUCCCAUACCAUGAGCCCACAGACUUUGUGGAGGUGAUCUUUGAUUGUGGUAAGAAGGUUCCCCCCCCUUCCAUCAUUCAGCUGAGUGGAAUUUCCCAAGCAUUAGAUAAAUUUCUCCUUUAAAAUCGAAUGUGGGAUUGAAAAGAUUGGCUUUGAAGAAGAACCCAGAACCUGCCUCUCUUCCUAGCCAAGGUGUGGGACUAUGGGAGUACAAAGAACAUUGCAGAUACAAUAAUUGGUUAGUGUAUUGCUUAGUUUUGCUGAAAAAAAAAUUCCCCUUUUAAAAAAAAAUGUUUCUUUCAAGGAGGAGAAAGGACUUGUCUGGGAAUAAAGUGAGCAUUAAAGUAAAAAAUAUCUGUAAAUUUUCCCAAAAGAAGUAAAAAAUUGACUGUAGGUCUUAAUUUAAUAACUCUGGUAGACCACAUUGGGAUUGGGUCUUAAGCUCCUGGUAUCCGAUCAAUGAACUUUGCCUUUUGAAACACUCUCCCUCUAAAAACUGCAUUAUCUUUAG